Messenger RNA from Drosophila ananassae, 3066 nucleotides. RefSeq lists its product as uncharacterized. Lineage: Eukaryota; Metazoa; Arthropoda; Insecta; Diptera; Drosophilidae. The record is from RefSeq and is a predicted model, not a curated record. The coding region runs from base 1107 to 2495 and encodes 462 amino acids. The transcript has 4 exons.
CUGUGUCAGACCCAGACCCGGGCACAGUCGUAGUCACAGUCGCGGUCGCUUUUUCUGCCGACGCCGAAGUCGACAUCCAUAGCCGAUGUGGUGCGAUCGUCUAUAUAAGAGCUGACUCUCAUUCAUUCGCCCAGAGUCUUUCGUCGUUAACGGAACAUUCGCCUGAAAAGCGGAAAAAUCGGAAAAUCUGAAAAUCGCUGAACGCCAAGUGCAAGUGCAUACUAUAUUGAGUUUCUCAGUCAAGAGUAUAGAAUAAUAAUCGCAGCCGAGUGUUGAACAAAAUCAUCUUCGAUGUCGAUUAAUUCGCCAAUAUUGUUAAAAAACUCUGACCUGCAUUGAACAGGCAAAAGCGACAAACCACUAAAAAUCAAUAAACAAACAUAAAAAAUAAUAAAAACAAAUUAAAGACAGAGCAAACAUAGCAAACAACAGGUUGUUUGCCUUUAGUUCGUGUUUCCCUUUAUUUUAUUUCAUUUCCUUCCGUUCAAUUUUCCGUUCCACGCACGCGCGUCGAGAAAAAUUAUUAUUUUGAAUAAAAAGUCCAGCAGUUGGAGAACAACUGUUGCAUCCUCUGAAGCGAAUCGGAAACCCCCACUUGGAAAGCCAGACCAGCCACAGCAAGUUGCAAGUUUGUGUGAAAAAAUAGAAGCGAACCUCAACCAGAUAUCUUAACCAGGAAAAACAACAAUUUUUGUUUAUUGGGCUUAGGCCAUUGUAUGGAUCAGUCUAAACAAACAACGAAAUUUGGAGACGAGCCGGACCUCCUGUUCAAGCGAGCGCAGGGCCGGAUUAGUCUGAUCAGUGCUGGAGUGGGAGCCACCGCUGCCCAAGCGCAAGCACCUUUGAACUCAAACGCCAACGCAACGCGCCAAGUCGCCAACAUUCAACUAGAAGCCACCCUCAAUGACUGCGAAAGUGGCUAUGUGCCCACCGUGGGCCGCUGGGGCGCCGAAUGGCCGAGUUGACUCGCCGCUGUCGCCAGUCAACAGGAUGGAGGAGCUGCUCCGCACGGAGAGCUCCCGGAGGAGGCCGUCGCUGCUGGCGGGACCGUUGCCGCUGGUGCGGCGCAAGAGCGGGACCAGCAGCUGGCGGAUGCUGUGCGCGGAAUGGGAUUGACUACGCGAUCCGCCGCCGCACCUGAACGAGCUGGAACUACAUCCGGAACGGGCGCCAUCCGGCGAACACCCUCCACCUCCUCCAGCGAGGAGGAUUACGAGGAUGAGGAGCUGGUGCAGCCGCAACCAACCGACCUGACAUCGGUGGAUGCUCCGGAGCGAUACUCCGACGUCAGGCAGCUGCUGGCCCGUCAGCCAGUUCAGCCGCUGGAGGGGAUCACUGGAUCCGGAUGGGUCGUGGGCGAUGGCUACGACCUAGAGGCCUUCAACCAGGUCAACGGAGUGUGGCCCUUGGGCCAUCCGCUGCCGCUGCCCGACUGGUCCAGUGGCGGGAAGAGCACCUUGGUCUUCGACAAUGUCUGGCAGUAUGAGGAGCUCAACGGAAUCGUGGAGACGACGCUCCAGAGGAUGUUGGAGGAGACCCACUACAACACGGUCAACCUCUUUGUGGACUUCUAUCGCAGCUUCAAGCGCACCCGUCGCUCCGAUCUCCGCAGCUUCUUCCAGUUCUACGACGUGCCCAUCAACCGACGCCACCACAUGUGCGUCUCCCUGGCCUUCGAGAUCAUGGCCAGGAUGGUGCAGCUGUUUCCCGUUCUGGCCAACUACCUGUAUGUGGUGUCCUGCGAGGAACAAGUGAUGGACUGCAACGACUACGUCCAGUUGGACGAGGAGUGUGGCCUGAACUCGGUGGAUGCUGGUGUGGAGAAGGAGCACGUGAUGGUGGCCAUGCGCAUUGCCAUCGGGGAGCGAAGGGGAGUGAUGAUCUUGGAUCCGGGCUACCAUGUCAGCCGAGCAGUGACUGUCAUGCAGGAUCAGAGUUACCCGCACACGGGUUGGUUCACCCAGUCCAAGGAGCCCCACUUGCAGCGGGACUACUGCUACGCGUACAGUCAGCAGAACAACAAGUUCGUGGAGUGGAAGGAGCGCGAGAUCCGCGGCGAGGACACCAGUUACAAAACUUCGCUCAUCUACGUGGCCCAGGAGUACAUUACGGCCAUUGAUGUGACUGUGCGCCGUAACCUGGUGUACAACUUCCGAUCCCUGCUCUCCCGAGAUGCCAAGGGCCAGGUCUACGCCGGUAUCUACUUCCCACUGGUGGCCAAUGUCCAGGAAUCCUAUCUGACCCUCUUCUACGACGGACCCAAUGAGCAGCGAGUGCGGACGAAGCUGAUGUUUAGCGCCUUCAAAGUGGGCAAAGGAAAGCUGCCGGACUACAUAGGACAACACUUGAGCCGCUUGGCUCCUCAGCUGAGGAUGCCCUUGCAGGAACUGACGGACCUGUGCAAGUCCCUGGCCGAGGUGGUCACCGACCAGAACUUCAUUGGUCAGGUGCUGGCCAUCAACAGCGACAUCGGCAACAUGUCCGUGGAGAAUUGACAGUUAAAGGAGCCUAAGGAUGUCGCUGCAACGUCCGGAGGGGACGAGACGAUCACUAAGCGGGAGUUAAAAGACACUGACAAUGCAGCUGCAACUUAGAGUUCCGAAUUUUUCUCAAUAUACUUUGUCCUUUCCACACUAAUAUUCUUUUAAUAGCACUUAGGCACCUAGUACACACGAAUCAAAUUAUUUCAAUUUAGUAAUAUAUACGUAUUAAUUAUAUAUGUAUCGUAUUCACACACCACUAACACCACACACCACUCUCUACACACAACACACUAUAAUGUAAUCCCCAAUUCAAUGAUUUAACCGAAACUGCAAUUUUAAUCAAGAAAAGCAAAAAAAAAGGCGCAAAGUAUAGACUUCGAUUAUCGCUUAGAUUGAGCUUCUGUUUUAUUUCAAAUAAUUAUAAUCUUAUGAAUAUAUGCGCAACUAUAUAAUGGCAAAAAUUAGUUAAUAACUGGUGUCAAGGCGAAAACAUAAAUUGUAAUUGUUGUAUGAACAGACUUUUGUUGUAACACUUACUUGCACUGUACGAUUUCGGUUCAAUAAAUAAAUCAGCUAGCAAAGA